This is a messenger RNA of Dibothriocephalus latus, 1212 nucleotides long. The record is from the annotation of a GenBank genome assembly. NCBI's taxonomy places the organism in Eukaryota, Metazoa, Platyhelminthes, Cestoda, Diphyllobothriidea, Diphyllobothriidae.
AUGCACUUUUUCGAUAUCAUCCGAGAUGAGGUGUGUGCUGCAGGUCUAGACGGGAUACCCAUCUCCCAUUUGUGGAUGGUUUUAGCGGAGCCCGAAGUCAAUUUUCCCUUUCCUCUCGACGAUAAUGUUAAAGAAUUUCUCUGGUCUAAAAUACGAACUUUCAACGGAUUUACGUUCUACGUCCUCCCAGUUGACCCCUCUCCAUAUAUAAGGUUUACGAGGGAUGAAGCCCUUGUUCAGCAAGAUAUGGAUGUGUACUACCGUCCAAAUGUCUCCUCCGCACCAAAAAAACUGUACCCAGUUAACGCUCCUGGAGUCCUAGGGUCUUGCGAACACUUCAAAUCGCGCAAAAACGUUAGUAAAGAACUUGAAUCCCCCUGUUCAUACGAAGUCGUUAAGGAGAGAUUCGGAGAUCGUUUAACGGUUGUAGCCUCUCAGAAACUACGGAUUCUUUUUUUGACGGGAUGCGAUACACUCCCUCCCAAUCUAAAUCCAAAGCUUUACCGACUGUUGGAGGCUAUAGCUAAGUACAAUGGCGUACCUAUUUCCGGAACCGAGGGCCUUCUCAAUAUGGGCGAGUCAUCGUCGACAAUUUUCUACUUCCGCAAAGUCCUUAGGUCUAAAAAAAUAGUCAUGUCGCAAAGAUUCCACAUUGGUAGACGCUCGUAUGCCCGGCUUAUCAAGUUUGGAGAGGAAGAAGGUUGCCUCAAGGUUCUAUCUGUCCCCUUCAAUACCGCUUGCGGUCUCAUUUGUGGCACAGAGGAGGAAUCUGAAGUCACUGCCGAUCUUCUCCUAAAAGAGGAGGCGGCUAUGACUGCCGCCUCUAAUGGAGGAGAUUAUACCGAUUCCCGUCUUUUCGAUAACCAUGGUCGCCGUUACGUGCGCGAAGCAACUAUAGUUCACCUGCAGCGUCCGUUUAAUAUGGAAACUUGGAUGCAACAUAACAAAGAGACUGCACGAGUGGACUACGAAUCGGGUGACGAGGAAGACUUAAAUUGUUCUUUAUACGACGGCGACACUAUCGAUGGCGAUCGUUCUCAAGCGGAUGUGGGAGAUGAGUUUGUUGCUAACGUGGUGAACAGUCCAUUUUGUAAGUUUUGUUUCUCUCCUAUCUGCUCUUUCAUUGUGCCAAUUGAAAGCAUGCUACUAACGCGUAUUUUUGCAAUCCCACCAAAUCACCCCAAAAACAAUGAAGCAGGUCAUAACGCUUAG